Fraxinus pennsylvanica is the source of this 1599-nucleotide messenger RNA. Lineage: Eukaryota; Viridiplantae; Streptophyta; Magnoliopsida; Lamiales; Oleaceae. The record is from the annotation of a GenBank genome assembly.
AUGUACAAUUCAAUUCUGCUAAUUCUCUUCUUCUUUUGGGAUCUUCUGAUCAUUCUUGCUAGUGCCAUUCCCACUCAAUAUUCGCCUCCUGAUAGUAUUGCCAUUUCUUGUGGUUCCUCUGGCAAUUCUACUGCGCUGGAUGGACGAGUUGUGGAGGAUAAUACGCGAAUGGACCAAUGGGCUGGAGCAUCCAAAGUUGCAGCAUACAGGGACUAUAUUGUAAUGAUGGAGGGAGAUAAAAUGAUGGGUAUGCGCAAUCUCACCAUCAGUUUCCGAUCAAAACUCAGCAUCCUGAAUGGUUUAGAAGUAUUCAAGUUGAGCAACCCUGACAACAGUCUUGCCGGCAUGGGUCCAGUUCAUGAGGUGCAGAAUUUAACAUCAACAACAAGGCAAAGGAAACUACUGUCAUUUGGCAGUAGGAAUGCUAUUGCAACUGCACUGACGAUUAUAAUUACCUUGCUGAACAUAGCAGUCUACCAUUUAAGAAGUGUUUCGGACACGAAUUCUGGCCCCAGGAACAUAAUCUCACCAUCUCGAGAAUAUGAGUGCCGCAGAUGCUUACAUACUCAACCACAUGGGCGACCUGCAAUGGCUGAUGUGGUGAUGAGCCUUGAGUUAGCACUGGUUUUGGAACAGAACAAGGAUACCGUUGAGCAGGUAGAGGAGGAUAUGAAUGUAGGCAGAACUUACAGUGAUCAUAGUGAAGGUGCUAUUUUCAUGGACGACAUAAGUAUAUCGCCUCCAAAGGGUGACUCAGAAAGGGCAACCAGUGAUGAGAUUCCAGGCUUGUUUCCAAAAAUCAGAGGCAGUGAUCAGAAGAAUACAAAGACAAAGACGAGAGAUAGCUCCGGCAAUUUGUCACAAAGGUGGUGGGAUCUGUUCGGAAUUUUGCCAAAAACACCAUCAAAGACGAAAGCUUCACCAUUGCUACCAGAAAAAGCCGAAUGUUUUAGCAUCACCGCAACUAACGCAGCUGCCGCUGUGUGCAACGGUACCAGAAUUGCCGACUGCAUUCCAGACGACGAAGAAUUCUCGAUGGAAUUGGAUAUAAGUAGAAGGAAUCUUUUGGUUCCCAAAGUACCAUCAAAGACUAUUCCUGUUCUAAAACCAACGAAGCUCUCCUGCGACGCAGAUGUACAAGCAAGUUGCAUAGAUAGACCGAACCAAUUCUAUGAUAAACGACCUUGCAAUUACAAGAAUUUGUGCGACCGUCCUCCCAUCGCCAAAAGAGCCAAUUGUCUGAGCAUCAUUGUGGCCGCCCCCAGCAGCGGGCCGAGGUGCAAUGCAACAAUAGCCAAGUGCGUUGCCAAAGAGCGACCUUGCUCGGGAUAUCUGAUGAUCUUCGAAGAGUCUAAUGUGGUUACCAAGCUCCUCCGUGUUCUUUAUUGCUUUAGAAUCGCCAAAAGAGCCAAUCCCCAGCAGCGGGCCAAGGUGCAAUGCGAAAAUAGCCAAGUGUGGUUCCAAAGAACGACCUUGCAACUAUCAAAAUCUUUGUGCUCGGGAUAUCUGAUGAUCGUUGAAGAGUCUAAUGUGGUUACCAAGCUCCUCCUUAUUCUUUAUGGCUUUAGAAUGUAUGAACCCCAUUCCAUCAAGCAAUAG